CCGUUCGGAUUUCCGGCUAUUGUAAUGCAUUUAAUACAUGUGAAACAAUUUGAAUGUCAUGAAAUAAUGAAAAAUGUUUUAGAGGAUUUAUUAAUUGAUGGAAAUUAAAACAAAUAUUUUAAUUUAAGACAGACCAACCAUGUCGGCAAACGAAAGUGAUAUGUGCCACAAGUGGAUGAUGGACCUUUAUAGAAAACAGAAUGUAACACUAGCCGAAGUAAACGACAGACUACUUCUUCGUUUUCUAGGAGGAAUAUGUUUUCUUUCUGUUUUAGUCGUUGCUGGUCUUAUUGGAAAUGCGCAUGUGCUGUACAUCUACUACCGGAAGUUCCGUCUGACGAAUUACCGAAUAUACGUUCUAUGGUUGGCGAUGUUGGACAUGUUUAACUGUGGGAUUAGUGCUCCUUGUGUUAUAUUCUAUUUGUUGCAUCCCGUUACAUUCCCGUCAGAAAUCUUCUGUAAGAUUUUUCGGUUCUUGCUCUACUUUUGUAACGUAGCGUCAACAGCUUCUCUUAUUCCCAUUGCAAUUGACAGAGGAAGAAAAAUCCUUUCGCCAUUAAAAUCCCAGAUUACAACGACCCAAGCCAAGAUGAUGUGUAUAAUGAGUCUUUUCGUUGGAUUGGUACUUUCCUGGCCGGCGCCUAUUCUAUUUGGAAUAUAUUCUGAGCGGACCGGAAUACCUGGACUAAAAGGACAACGUUGUUUAAUCGAAGAUAGAUACGUCAAAUCAAAAGAAGUCACAGUUUUCAAUAUGGUACAUUUCAUAUAUUUCUUUGUAGUUACGGCUUUACUGACCAUUGUGUAUUCAUUAAUCUCGCGUCAAAUGUGCAUCCACGGAAGUUUUCGGCAAAGUUUUCAACAGUCAUAUGCCGAUACGGAUAUUUCAAAAGAGAACGCACCACGACUAACUAGUAUACAAAGGUCAACAUUAACAUUACUGCUUGUGACAUUAGUGUAUAUACUAAGUGCUUUAGCAUAUCAUAUUUUAGCAUUGGUAUUUUUUUCAAGUCCUAACUUCGAUUGUAAUUUGAGUCUGCCAGGUGCCAUAGUAUAUUACACUUUUAUUUGGUCUUAUUUUAUUAACAGUGCGAUCAAUCCUUUUAUAUACGGUUUUCGGGAUUAUACCUUCCGGAAGGAAAUCAAACAGUUAUACAAUGGAUUGUAAUAAAUAAAAAAAAACAUGUCCAUUUUAUUAUAGCAUGUUUUAUUAUUUUGUUUCUUUAAAUUUAUAUAAACAGUAAGUAAAUGAAAUUGAAACUACUCGUUGUUU
Messenger RNA from Mytilus trossulus (common blue mussel), 1270 nucleotides. RefSeq names its product growth hormone secretagogue receptor type 1-like. Gene Ontology annotation, cellular component: neuron projection; plasma membrane. The transcript is spliced from 2 exons. The coding region runs from base 140 to 1165 and encodes 341 amino acids. Lineage: Eukaryota; Metazoa; Mollusca; Bivalvia; Mytilida; Mytilidae. Gene Ontology annotation, molecular function: peptide binding; G protein-coupled receptor activity. Gene Ontology annotation, biological process: G protein-coupled receptor signaling pathway. The record is from RefSeq and is a predicted model, not a curated record.